CUCGUAUCCACGAGUACUGCUUAUUGGUGGCUGCGAUCUCGGACGGUUUUAGCCGGCGGUCAAAGGCGAGCAUUCAACCAAUCUUACAGAGUACCAAAUCAUUCGAUGCACGAAAUUCUCCGGCGUUUUCACCACUCGCACCAGAGCUUCAAGAAUGAAUCCUCGACAUUGAACUGCGGCGGAUUUCCUAUUUGAGUUUCAGCCCUCGACCAUAUGCCAUGCUGCUCAGGGACUACACCACCAAGUACGAGGUAGGUACAUUGUUCGACAACCCCGAAGAACGGUGGGUGCCACGGGCAAUUAUUGAUGACGACGCGAGAAUGAAUAUCUCCUGGGAGAACGUAGGGCCCUAAUUUUGAAAUGCCGGUUCCUUGCAUACCGAGGUGACACAGCAUGGUACAUAACGUUGAAGAAGAGCCAACUGCCAUCUAGAAAUCGCUAUCCAGAAGGCAAGUAACUGACGAUCACUAUGUAUUCUUUGACAGUGGCAAUUGCUUUGACCGCUUGCCUUGCGCAAGUACAGGCGGCUUCAUUGCCGAAGAGUCCUGCUCAGCCUCGAGACUUCGUUUACAACGACACAAAACCAUGUUACACUUUGUCAGAAUCUGACGUCGAGUCUCAGGGAGGCUGUGAACACUCACCGACUUCCAGACAAUGUUGGGGUGAUUACUCGAUCGACACGAAUUGGUACGAUGAUGUUCCCUAUACGGGUGUAACGCGAGAGUACUGGUUGGUCGCAGAGAAUACAACACUGGCCCCUGAUGGCUAUGAACAGCAGGUUCUUGUCUUCAAUGGGAGUAUUCCAGGGCCUACCAUCUCCGCAGACUGGGGUGACGAAGUCAUCGUACAUGUGACCAACAAGAUGCAAGACAAUGGGACCACUAUCCACUGGCACGGCCUGAGGCAGCAGGAGAACAACGAAUUCGAUGGCGUUCCGGGUGUAACUCAGUGUCCGAUUGCUCCCGGUCAGACCUAUACCUACAAAUGGAGAGCAACCCAGUAUGGAUCGUCAUGGUACCAUUCGCACUUUAGCUUCCAGUACUCGGCGGGUCUCUUUGGUCCCAUCGUGAUCAAUGGACCAGCCACCGCGAACUACGAUGAAGACCUGGGGGCACUGAUGCUCAUGGACUGGGCUCACAUCUCGACUUUCAACGAGUGGUGGUGGGACAGACCGACGACCGGCCCCCCCUCGCAGGCCAACUCUCUCAUCAACGGCACCAACGUCUUCGACUGCCACCAGGACAACACGACGCAAUGCCAGGGCAAAGGUACGGUCGGGGAACGGUUCGAGAUGACCUUUGAGUCUGGCAAGAAGUACCGCCUCCGCCUCGUCAACACGGGAUUGUACUCGCACUUCCGCUUCGCCAUUGACGGCCACAGCCUGACGGUCAUCGCCAUGGAUUUUGUGCCCCUCGAGCCCUACACGACCGACAGUCUCAUCAUCUCCAUGGGCCAGAGGUACGACAUCAUCGUCGAAGCCAAUGCACCCCCGGACAACUAUUGGCUCCGACCCAUCUGGCAACGAUCCUGCUGCGACAACGACGCGUGGAACAACACGCUGGGUAUCGUGCGCUACGCCGGCAUCGCCAACUCCACGGCGCUGCCCACGACGACCAACCCGGCCACCGACUACCCCUUCCACUGCGAGGACGAGCCCUACGACAAGCUCGUCCCUCACGUGGCCCUGGACGUGCCCGCCCCGGACUCCAUUUCGCUCUUGAACUUGAACUACACUUUUGUCCCCAUGCCGGCCGGGUUCUUGUUCACGCUCAACGGCUCCUACAUCUGGGUCAACUUCUCUGCCCCGACGGACCUGAUGAUCCACGACCACAACACCUCCUGGCCCAACACGGGCUACACCCCGCAAAAAGGCUUCACCAACUACGACGCCAUCCCCCUGAGCGUGUCGGACGAGUGGGUCUACUUUGGCAUCCAGGACAUCUCCCACCGCAACCGUUCCCACCCCAUGCACCUCCACGGGCACGACUACUUUGUCGUCGCCCAGGGCUUCGGCCCCUUGAACGACACAGUGGACCUGACCCUCACGAACCCGCCGAGGCGUGACGUCGCCACCGUGCCUCUGAACGGUUACAUGAUCAUGGCCUUCAAGACCGACAAUCCCGGCGCCUGGUUGAUGCACUGUCACAUCGCCGCCCACUCGAGCGAAGGCCUGGGCUUACAGUUUGUCGAACGCCAGGAUGAGAUUAUGGCCACCUUCACGGACACGUCCGCGUUGGUCGACACUUGUGAUGUUUGGCAAAACUAUUGGAGCCAUGACGAGGUGUACAUACAGGAAGAUGCUGGUAUCUAAGCAUCUCCUCUUCACUCCUCUCACUAUCUCUUCUUCGCCAUCUCUACAGCAAUCUCUCUCUCUACUUUGGAGCCUGAAGUGAAGCAUUGAAAGCAAGGGUGGACUCUCGAAAAGGGCCUUGGUACUAUUUUUAUAUUCUCUUGAGGGGUGUGAGAUGUGGUUCAAGUGGUCAGGCGUAAAUAUGCAGUUUUGUUAAAAGGAAAGAAAAAAGAGAAGGUCGUAGGUGGAAAAUGGCUGGUAUUUGAGCGGAAGGGUCAUUGUCAAUUGUGGGUUUUGGUUUGGUAGACAUACGAUAUGGGCUACCAAGCAGUUUUCGAGGCUUUCUUUGUCUCUCUCCCCCCCCUUUUCUCUAUAUGUCAAUGGAGAAGCACGCAGCAUAAUUAGAUUCACUUUCAC
Molecule: messenger RNA, 2707 nt
Organism: Exophiala oligosperma
Lineage: Eukaryota; Fungi; Ascomycota; Eurotiomycetes; Chaetothyriales; Herpotrichiellaceae
Exons: 5
Coding region: 470-2311 (613 amino acids)
Molecular function (GO): oxidoreductase activity; copper ion binding
Source: RefSeq, a predicted model, not a curated record